Molecule: messenger RNA, 2325 nt
Organism: Peniophora sp. CBMAI 1063
Lineage: Eukaryota; Fungi; Basidiomycota; Agaricomycetes; Russulales; Peniophoraceae
Source: the annotation of a GenBank genome assembly
AUGAACGUGCCUCCGCCUCCUCCUCUUCACCACAACCGCACGUCCUACGCCAGCUACGCCAACGUGCCGCCGCCACCGCAGCCGCAACAGCAGUACCAGCCAUCGUUUCAGCCCGGCGCGCCUGGAGAGAUCAUCGUUAGCCCGCCGCACUUUGAGCAGCCGCUUGUUGCCCCACGACCUUCACGAGCAGACCCACAACAGGCAGCAAACAUGGCCCAAGCGCUCGACAACCAGCUGAACCAGCCGCCGCCCAGCUACGGACGCGGCCCGUCACCGGCGCCUACUUUCCAGAUGCCCGUCCCAGGCGGCGGCGGGCGCAGUAUCUCGCCCUUGCCACCGCCCAACGGAUCCGACUGGAGUCCGUGGAAUAUCACUCGCAGCCCUUCGCCCGGCGCAUCACUGGCGGGCCCGAUGGGGAGCAUGUCCAUCGGAUCGCCCUCGCCGCCCGGACAGCCGCCCACGCCAGCGAUCAGCCAGGACGGCACGGCGCUGACGGCUCCACUGCCGACGCUCUCGUCGCUCAUCGCUGGGCUCGGUACCGGCCAGAACCCCGCCGCGCCGCCCCACGCUCGGCUCGCUUGGGCACGCGACGUCCUCGUACUCGCCGAACGACUCGCCGCGCCGCCGGCAGAUGCUUCGACGCCGCAACCUGGUCCCGCGGACCCGCCCACCGGCCCGAUCCCCGUCUCUGAUCCCGAGCUGCAGCGUCUGAUUGACGUCGCUGUACCGUUGGUCUUGCAACUGGCCAGCACGCCCUCGCAGAACCAGCAAUUGCCGCUCUACGUAGCCGAAGCGCUCUACUGGCGCGCAGCCCUCGAGUCCUCCGGCGCACACCCGACCCACGUCCAACAAAAUCCUCGCGCAGCCUUCCGCGACUUCGAGAAAGCCGCUCGAGCCGGCUUUCAUAGGUCAUGGUUCCGCUUGGGGCGGGACUACGAGGGCUUCAACGACGCGCAGCAUGCCAGAGACUGUUUCGAGCGCGGCGCCAAGCGCGCGGACGAGAGCUGUCUCUAUCGAUUGGGCAUGGCGCAUUUGCUCGGACAGCUGGGCUUGCCGCCCAAUCCGGCCCAGGCUUUACCGCUCUUGCAACGCUCGGCUACACUCGCUACGACUAGCGUGCCACAACCCGCUUAUGUCUUCGCUUUGCUCUUGUUGGGACAGUUCGCGCCCGCGCAGAUUCCGCCGCAUAUGAUACCCGCUCCCGAGGCCGAAGCGAGGAGACACCUCGAGCGCGCGGCGUACCUCCAUUACGCGCCUGCGCAGUACAAGCUCGGACAUGCGUACGAGUUUGCGGAGCCGCCGUUCGCGUUUGAUCCGUUGUUGAGCGUGCAGUAUUAUUCGCUUGCGAGCCAGCAGGGGAGCACGGACGCGGAUAUGGCGCUUAGCAAGUGGUUCUUGUGUGGGGCUGAGGGCGCGUUUGAGAAGGAUGAGGGUCUGGCGUAUACGUUUGCGGAGAAGGCGGCGCGGAAGGGGUUGCCGGCUGCCGAGUUUGCUAUGGGAUACUACGCCGAGGUUGGCGUUGGUGGAGAGUGGAACGCUGACAUUGCGAGGAAGUGGUAUGAACGCGCUGCACAACACGGCAACACAGACGCAUCCGACCGUCUCGCCGCCCUCGCCGCCUCCCAACAACUUUCCCGCGAAGCCCACGCGCAACUAACAGAAGCAACCCUCGUCCGCAAACGCACGCAAGCCAAGAACCGCUCCGACGCCCGUCCUCCCUCCGAUGGUCCUCCACAGCCCAUCCCAGCACAGAACGGACAACAGAUCAUCGCGAAUGUGCGCAAGAACUCUGUGAGGAGGCCGCAGGGACAGGGCAGGAUGCAGCAGCAGCAUCCUGGUGCGCCGAUGGAGCCUAUCAGGGAGACAUCUGUGGGAUCGCCCGCGCCAAUGCAGGGUCCGCCGAUGCCGCAGGGUCCUCCGAUGCCACAAGGUCCUCAGGGUGGUCCGGGGCGCGGAAGGCCUCCCGCGGGCGGUCCUCAACAGCAUGGGCGCUACACCACCUCUCCCGGUCCCGCACAGCCACCAAACGGUCCUCAGCGCGCACGGCCAGAUGCAGCGCGCUACACGCUCUCUGAUGCGCCUCCGCAAGGGCCACCGCCACAGCAGAGGCCGAGUCCGCAGGGCAGCCCGCGUAUGCAGGCGGCACAGUCGCAGGGCCCGCCGUCGGGGAGGCAGACGCCGCAGGGUGGGCCGGGCGCUGGUGGGAGGCAGGGGAGCGGAGGGACGGUUAUUCCGCGUCCGCCGCCUGGGAAGGGGCCGGCUACGUUCCAGGAGAUGGGGAUUAGUAGCGCGAAGAUUGAGGAGAAGGAGUGCAUCAUUAUGUAG